Messenger RNA from Vigna angularis (adzuki bean), 1902 nucleotides. Its product is annotated as probable hexosyltransferase MUCI70. Lineage: Eukaryota; Viridiplantae; Streptophyta; Magnoliopsida; Fabales; Fabaceae. The coding region runs from base 301 to 1815 and encodes 504 amino acids. The record is from RefSeq and is a predicted model, not a curated record. The transcript is spliced from 8 exons.
GAAAACAUUAAAGCUGAAAGUAAAAAAAACAAGAGAUUAUGAAGCUUGAAUGAUGUUAUGAUGACCCCAUAUGAGUGUUGAGGAGAAAACAAAGGAUAGAUAGAGGGAGAUCUGUUUCAGUUUGAAACUUCAACAUCUCUUCAUUACAUUCUUAGUUUCACUUCACGUUUUUUUCUUUUUGGAAGCAAUCCAAGACAACAUUAUACUUUUCACACAGAUCUGUUUCUUCUUAUCACUGUCAAAAAAACCAUCUCUUCGUUCACCACUGCCAGGGAUGAUAACUUAAAGCAAGAAUCUGAUAUGGAGGGUGAUCUUCAAAGGACUCGAUCUCUGCGCCUAAGUCGUAGAGGAGACCGAAGUAAUCAAAUUCCCGCUAAAGGUGAGGAAGAUGUUGAUGUGAGUUUAUUUUCUCCGGGGAGGGUAUCUCAAGAUUACCCCAUGAAGAUUGUUUGGAAGAAAGGGUUUAUUCGAUUGGUUCUUGUAGUCGGGAUCUUGUGGAUGUUAUUAAUUCUUCUUGCAUUAUUAUUUCAUAUAUGGUCAUGCCAAACAACUGUCUCUGUUUUAUCAGCUAUGUGUAACAGAGAUAGCAAGGUUUAUACCAUGUUAGACACUAUGGGACUUGUAUCAAAAGAUUCAAAACCUCACAGAUGUCCGAUUCCUGUUUCCAAUAACCCUGAUAGAAUAGAUAUCCCAACUGGAAGAACUCCCAACGAAAUUGUCAAAAAUUUGUCAUAUGUUAUGGAAGAUGAGUUUCCAAGUAAUGGAGCUCAAUCAUCUCCCUUGUUUGGAGGUCAUCCAAGUUGGAAACAAAGGGAAGAAAGUUUCAAACUAAAGUCAAAUAUGAAGGUGCAUUGUGGAUUUAUCCAAGGUGGUGGGGCUGAAAUGGAGCUUGCGGACAUAAAAUAUGUAAAGAAAUGCAAAUUUGUUGUUGCAUCUGGCAUCUUUGAUGGCUAUGAUUUACCGCAUGAACCAUCACAUAUAAGUUUCAGUUCAAGGAAGCUUUUUUGCUUUCUUAUGGUAGUGGAUGAGGUAUCUCUGAAAUUCAUGAGGGAAAAUGGUACUGUAAAAGAAGACAGUUCUGGUGGAAAAUGGGUGGGAAUAUGGCGGAUUAUUCUUCUUAAGGAUCCUCCCUAUGAUGAACCAAGAAGGAAUGGGAAGGUUCCUAAAAUAUUAACCCACAGGUUGUUCCCUGAAGCGCAGUAUAGUAUUUGGAUUGAUGGCAAAAUGGAGUUGAUAGUUGAUCCAUUGCUAAUCCUUGAGAGAUACCUGUGGCGAGGGAAGCAUACGUUUGCCAUUGCUCAACACAAGCAUCACCGUAGCAUAUAUGAGGAGGCAGAUGCAAACAAAAGGCGAAAGCGAUAUGCUCGACCCCUUAUUGAUCUCCACAUGAAAAUCUACUAUUAUGAGGGAAUGAAACCAUGGAGUUCAAAUAAAAAGACCAUUAGUGAUGUACCAGAAGGAGCCAUUAUCAUUCGGGAACACACUAGCAUGAGUAACUUGUUUAGCUGCUUGUGGUUCAAUGAGGUUCAUCUCUUCACACCAAGAGAUCAACUUAGUUUUGGGUAUGUUGCAUACAGAUUGGGGGAAUCAUUCAAAUAUUUCAUGUUUCCCAACUGUGAAUACAAUUCACUGUUUGUGUUGCACCCUCACACAAGAGAGCACUCUUCUCCCAUAGAAUGGGUUAAAGACUUGAGUAAACUAAAGAAUAGCAGUUUAAGAGAAAGUAGGGGAGGGCUAGGCUUGUUUACCCCUUAUCCUGGGGAUCUUCAUUCUGUUGUUCUGCCAAAUGUAACAAGAACAUCAAAAGCAGGCUGAUUUUUUGUUUAUUGUUUUAACAUAUAUUCAUUUUGGUAUGUAUUUUGCUUAAUCUUAAUGAAAGUAAGAUAAAGCUCUUCAAAUUUA